This is a messenger RNA of Pseudoliparis swirei, 1577 nucleotides long. RefSeq names its product NADH:ubiquinone oxidoreductase core subunit S8a (gene ndufs8a). Gene Ontology annotation, molecular function: NADH dehydrogenase activity; 4 iron, 4 sulfur cluster binding. Gene Ontology annotation, biological process: mitochondrial respiratory chain complex I assembly; mitochondrial electron transport, NADH to ubiquinone. Lineage: Eukaryota; Metazoa; Chordata; Actinopteri; Perciformes; Liparidae. The record is from RefSeq and is a predicted model, not a curated record. Bases 113 to 745 code for a protein of 210 amino acids. Gene Ontology annotation, cellular component: membrane. The transcript is spliced from 8 exons.
GCCAAUGACGUCAUGACGUUGAGGUACUUCCUGGACACGCAGGGUCCGUUCCGCAAAUCGUGCCUGUUCUGGUUUAGAAGGCCAAAUAGCGACUUUUUGCUUCAAAGACGUGAUGGCUGCAACAUUGCGUUUACUUUUCUCUGUGUCAAGGCCAGGCACUUUUGUGGCCAGAAAAAUUCUAGUGAGGUCCUUCAGUGUGUCCACACAAAGGGAAGGAUUCAAGUAUGUGAAUGCCAAAGAGAACCUCACAGACAUGACGUCCAUCACAGACCGAGCUGCUCAGAAGCUUAUGUUGACAGAGCUCAUCAGAGGGCUGGGCAUGACGUUGAGCUACAUGUUUAGAGAGCCCGCUACCAUCAACUACCCGUUUGAGAAAGGGCCACUGUCACCACGCUUCAGAGGAGAACACGCACUGCGCAGGUAUCCUUCAGGAGAGGAGCGCUGCAUCGCUUGCAAGCUGUGUGAAGCUAUCUGCCCUGCACAGGCUAUCACCAUCGAAGCAGAGACUCGUGCUGACGGCAGCAGGAGGACGACUCGCUACGACAUCGAUAUGACCAAAUGCAUCUACUGCGGCUUUUGUCAGGAGGCGUGUCCUGUGGAUGCUAUCGUAGAGGGUCCUAACUUUGAGUUUUCCACUGAAACCCACGAAGAACUGCUCUACAACAAGGAGAAGCUCCUCAACAACGGCGACAAGUGGGAGGCAGAGAUAGCUUCCAACAUACAAGCUGAUUACCUCUACCGAUAGACACCCUACACACACACACACACACACACACACACACACACACACACAGUGUACAGUUAGCACAUCCAAGAAUAACCUCUCUGACACACAUGCACACAUACGUCCAUACUGUAAGACAUAAUCGGCUGUGGAUGUGCUUCAGUGUUGAGUUUGCCAAUACGUCUUUUAUUUUAAAUCAGACAUCCACAACACAUUUCCUCUAGUUUUAGUAUUAUCCCCCUUCCAAUAUAAUGAAUAUACUUUGAUAUGUUUCAGAUUUUGCCAUGUCACUGUUUGGAUUACAUAUUAAUUGUAGAAUGAUAGCUGUCUUUGUGAUGAUUGUACAGUUGUCCAGCUCCCUCAGCAUGCUCCAGUUAGUGAUCAUCCAGUCAUCCACAUGGUUGUGUCUGCACUGUCCCACUAGACUAAAAAGCAUUGAGACUUAGUCAUGCUGUGGCAGUAUUGGUGCUGUUCACUGAUUGCAGAUGGCAUCAUUCCGAUGUCACACAGCCAGUAUCCAUGGAUAUUGUUAACAUAUUGGAUGUCAGUGCAGUUUUACUGUCUUUGUACUGUUUCCACCCUGAUUUAAGAAAUAAAAUUAUUGGAGAAACACUAUGUGGAGUGUGAAAGUUCCAUCUUGACUUUCAUCUCAAGGUCACCAAACUGCAGACUCAAUGAUGAAGACUGUGACCCCUGUGUUUAAAAGCUCUUGAAAGGCUAGUUGGUAGACUUUGAGUUAAGAAGGAUGUUUUGUCUGAAUUGGAUUCAUGAAGUAUUACCAUAAGGGUAAAAUUGAGGAAGAUGCCCACCCACAUGUAAUUCAGCUGUGACCAUUAAAGGCCUCGGAAGUUCA